AUGAAGAAGGGGAAAGCGGCGGACAUCGAGGAGGACGUGGAGUCGUCGCUUCUGCGGAUAGUGCAGGAACAUCAGCGGGCAUCCCUUCGCGCUCGAGAUCGCACAGGUUAGUUUGCCGAACGCCCUUCUUUCUCAUCUCCAUCAUCGUGUCUCGCCGAAGAUCCGGCGUAGAAUGUUUCCUCCCCCCUCGGAAAUUCCGCGCGGCCAGACUUCUCCGCUCUUCUUCAUUUUGUCGCUCCUUGCCGCCCCUCUGCUGUCUUGGUUCCUGGAAAAUUUUCGUGUUGCUAGAUGACUAGGAGCUUGACUGUUGUUAUUACCGUCCAUGUCCAUGAAUUUCCCUUUGGAAUCUAUCAUUUGCCUGAUAAGUUUUCCCCGCGACGAUCAGGUGGUUUUUCUUGGGGUUGGGGGGGAAAGAUUGAUGUGAAAAGGGGAUUAUACUCCCUGCGAUGGGCAUUUUAAUGGCAGAUUGAGCAUCGAAGGCUUUGAAUGUCUCGAGAAGGCUCGGCUUCGGGAGGGUGUAGGAUCUAGGGUUUGACAUCGGCUGAGAGAUAUCACCCUGGCAUACAUACUUCCUGUUCAUAUGCUCGUACUCACAUCUCAUAAUGGCGAUGGCUGCUGAGAGAUAUCUUGGGAGCAGAAGCCCCUCCCCCAGUUGUUCUUUCGUCUUGAGAAACUAAUCUUCUUGUGAUACAAGUUUCUUUCUCUCGGAAUAGAAGAGUUCUUAUAGAUCAGAAAUGGAAGAAAUGUCUGAGGGAUGAAAGGAAGUCCCUCUCUGAUAGAUUCACAGACUAAAACCCUGGCCCCUGAAGCAGAAGAUCAACAUCUGAACAGUUUUCACAUGAUAUAUUUUUCUUCACAUGAUAUUUUUUCUUCGCAGCUUUCAAAAUUUGUUCAGCUGAACAAAUUAACCAGCUCGCACAUGAUCUUUCCCCUGCAGAAAUUAAAAAUAUAGAUCAACAAAACUGUUCGGCUGUUCAGCUGAACAGAUGAACAGUUUUGUUGUUAUAUUUUUUUAAUAGUUUCUACAGGGAAAUCACAUAUGAAAGUGCGUAAUUUUCUACAAUGUUGUCGUUCGACGCAUAUGACUUAGUCAAUCAGUCAUGGUUCAGCUCAAUCGAAUGAUCGAGAGCUGCUACUCCACCUGGGCAUCUACAUUCUCUCGCUCGAAGAUGAUCGUCGAUGAUGAUUCCCGAGGAGUAAUCAGGAUGGCAAUGUUGGUACCGGAAGAAAUAUGUUCUAGGUUUCUAAAUUGAUGCCUCUUUUUCAAUCAGACGCUUUCUGCCUUCUACCCGGAUUCCAUACUUCUCAUUCGUCUCAGUUCUGAUGAUUUCCAUGCUCUUCUCUCAAUCGCAUGGGAUGGGAUUGAAAUCGGCUUGAACCUUGGCGCCGGCGGCGGCGGCGGCGGCGGAUGCAGAGGAGGCCAGGAGGGAGGCGCUGAGAGCUGCGAGCCGAGUCUCGGAGCUCCUGGUCGGCGCGGUGAAUGGGGGGAUCGAGGAGGCCUUCGUCAACGAGAAGCGCAUCGAGCAGGAGAUUCGAGCUCUGAUGAGCACAGCCCUGCGCUACUCGAGGCAGGCCGACCAGUGGCACUCCAUGUCCCAAGCCCUCAACUCCGCAUUGAAGGUACCGACGCCAUUCUGCUUCUUCCUUCUUCUUCGACCCGAUUUAGGGUUUCGAAAUCUCACGGGCCGACCGAAACCUCGGCAGGAGAUCGGGGACUUCGAGAACUGGAUGAAGACGAUGGACUACGACUGCCGGAGCAUCGGAGCGGCGAUCUUCAACAUCCACCGGGCCUGA
Messenger RNA from Spirodela intermedia, 1794 nucleotides. NCBI's taxonomy places the organism in Eukaryota, Viridiplantae, Streptophyta, Magnoliopsida, Alismatales, Araceae. The record is from the annotation of a GenBank genome assembly.